Molecule: messenger RNA, 3017 nt
Organism: Alligator mississippiensis (American alligator)
Lineage: Eukaryota; Metazoa; Chordata; Crocodylia; Alligatoridae
Gene: TRAF3IP3
Product: TRAF3 interacting protein 3
Exons: 16
Coding region: 1135-2820 (561 amino acids)
Source: RefSeq, a predicted model, not a curated record
GCCCAAUUCAGGUUAGUUAGGUUCUUUCCACUGAAUUCAAGGAGCUUUGCAUCAGGACCUUUUUGAAGGCAUUCUUUCAUUAACGGCCAAAUGGUUAAUCACACAAAUGUACCCUACAAGUGCUGCAUCUUUGCCAUGUUCUAGCACAGCAUACACAUGCACCUGUACACUGGAUUAGCGUACAAACACCUCCCUCUUCCCAAGGCAGCUGUUUCAUCGGCAGAUAAAAUGGAAGCAAUGUAACACAGAGCUGAGCCAUGUCACCCGAGCUAAGCUUGUCCGAGGGAUUUCUUCCAGGGCUGCUCCAUUCACACCAACUGCUCUUAUACCCUGGGUGGAAUUACCUAACCCCAGGCCCCUUGGAAUUGGCAGGAAUCAGCAAGCAUAAUAAAAGACCUGCUGUGCUGUGGGCAUAGCUUCCUGGAUCCAUGCACCGCUUCCAUGUGCAGUGAGGGAUAACGGUGGCUGGUGAUAGCAAAAGUCCAGACUUCUUACAUCUCAAGAUACCCAAACCACCAUACUGAACUGGGCUUCAAGUUGCCUGCUAGCUUUCUGUACCAUGUCACAGACUAACGAGACAGGAACUGGGGAUAAGCAUUGUGGCUUAGCACAUUUCCUGUUUUAUUAAAAAAAAAAAAAAUGGCAGCACAAUGAAGUCGCUGGAAUGAAGAUGUCAGUUAAUGCCCCAUAACCCAAUAUCCAACCUUCUCUUUCUGCCUUGAAGCUUAACAGAGGUUGGGGAGAAGAUCAGUGAUUUGGUGCGUCUACCUCUGGGCUCCCAUCGCAAACACAGGUAAGACCUUCACUUCUACGGCUCUUUGUGGAUGAACAGCAAUGAGCCCUGACACAGGAGAAACCGAUAACGUAUGUCUGUCUCAGCCCACAUUAUUGGCGCGGGAAGUUGUAACUUAACAGCAAGUUGGGGUUUCCUUUCAUUCAUUUCCCUUGGAGGGAGGAGUGCCACAGCAUGCAAAGGGGAGAUAAAGGGCAUGCUAAUUAACAGGGGAUGGUUGACUUGGGGUGGUAGCGGAAGAAAACAAAACCGGUAGCUUGUCAGAGAGGCCUCAGCAGCUUGCUCGGGAAGAGCUCCACCCAAGCCACCAGGACAGAGCUAGGGUAGCGUCGGUGGACACCAUGAUCAGUCAACCUGAGAAGACCCUUCAUCGGCGUAGGAGUCCAAAUGAGAGUUAUGAAGAGAGGUGUGAGCGGCGGCAAGAGACACGCGAGAACUUGCGGAGGCGAAACAACGUGACCACGUGUCGCCGUAUGGGACAAUACAGGAAGAAAGAGAUGAAGGAGCAGUCCCAGAGCUCCCGCCAAAAGGAGUUUCUGAGAAGAAGGAACCUAGUGACUGAAGCAGACAAGAAACAAGGGAGGCCUCCCAUGGGAACGCAAGUGCCUCUGGGACAAGACGGUGGAACGUGGAGUCCCCUGAGCAUAUGGUCACGGAUGGAUCUGAGAGCGUCCACAGCCCUCCAGGUCUCCUGGAACAACAGCAUGCCUUUGUUGCAUCACAAACACCUUCAGCCCGGCCUCAAAGUGCCCCUAGCACAAAGCAACUCACACUUCUGUGGUGUUUCAUCAGAAAGCCUCUUCAGCAAAGAAAUCUCCAAACGUAGCCAAGGCACUCAGACACUGGCAGAUUCUAGCACAAUAAAGAUAGACUCGAGCCAGCAAACAGAUUGUGGAAUAGCAGUGUUGGAUAAGGAAAUAAUUCAGCUUUCUAACUACCUCAAGGAGGCGCUGCACCGAGAGCUGUUGCUGAAGCAGAAGAUGGUGGUUUUACAAGGGCUCUUAUCCACGCUGCUGCAAGCAUCAGAAAAAUCUUGGCAGGGGCAGCUGAAUGAAGAUAAGCUGAAGUGCAAACUCAGGACCCUGGAAAACAAGCUGCAGACCUGCACCCAGAGUUGCACCAAGGAGGGGGUGAAGAAGAUCCUCAUAGAGAUGGAGGACCAAAAGCAGACCUAUGAACAGAAGGCAAAAGAGGCCAUUCAGAAGGUGCUUGAGGAGAAACUCCAAGCAGAAGAGCAGCUCCACAACACUCAGAGAUCCCUGGCUGUCUCGGAAGAAGAUUGUGCCCUCUGGAAAGAACACUAUGAGACUUUAAAAGCAGACUGGAGUGAGAUGACCAGCAAACACACUGAGCUAGAGAACAAACUCCACAUUUUGCAGAAUAAACUGCAAUGGGCAGACUCCCAGAACAACCAGCUCCACGGGGCCCUGCGCCAUCUGGAGAACGAACACACGGAUCUCGACUCCAGAAUCAAGGUCUUGCAGGAGGACAACGCGCUCAAGGCACAGCACGUCAGUGCCUUGGAAGAUAAACUGAAAAAUGAACAAAUCCAGAAGCUGACACUGGAAGAAGCCCUCAGUCACCUGCACAACCUGCUACAAACCCAGUCUGAGGAGCAGAGUGCUCAGGCAGAGGUGAUACGAAGAAAAGAUCAAAUUUUAACUAUGCAGCAGCCCCCCAGCCCUGUCAAAGAAAUACAAAACACUCUGUUCAAGCAGCCGCAAGAUGAGGAAAAGGAAAACCUGAUGGACCAGUUGCAAAAAAGGACAUCUGCGCUCAAAGCAAAGGAAAAAGAGUGCGCAGAGCUCCGCGCCGAGCUGGAGGCCCUGGGUGACGAGUACCGCUCCUGCCUGACCAAAUUACAUCAAUGCCGGGACGAGCUCAAUCAGCUCCAGGGAAGACAAUCAAAAAGACAAUGCGGCCUCUGGAUUCCAGUCCUAAUGGUGGUGAUAGCAGCAGCUGUAGCAGCUUUCCUAGCCAACCUUAUGCCCCCAGAAUACAUGCCAACUACCUCAGCUCCAUACUGACUCAGAUCAUGAGUUUUCACUGUCAUGUACAAAAAAAAAAGGCUAUUUUUUAUAUAUGCACAGUAAGUACUUGAGGGAUUUUUCCCCUCCAUUUUGAGCUGGUCUCACUCUGAACUCCUCGUGAUCUAAUAAAUGCUGUGAGAUCAUUCUUGUCGCUCCCAUUUUUAUUCGUUUUUAAUUAAAGCUUCACUGCUGAA